AUGACUCAAACUAUCAAAAAUACCAACAUUGGAACAAUUUCAUCUGGACUUCAAACUCCAACCAACAGACAAAUACUGACGCUUGUUACGCCUCCCGAAAGUCCCUCCAAGAAUCAAAAAUCAGUUGAUGUCAAUGGUCGCAAGAGGCAGCGCACUGUGAAGGCUUGUGAAGACGAAUCCCUCUUCCUACCCAUGCUCAAUGACUGCGAUUCACCAGUCUGUUUCCCCCGCUACCGAAGAUCCGCACAGACUGACGAGAUCUGCACGAGGCCACCAGCUUCACCUACAGUCGUGCCACUGCCAUCACAUUUUGAUGACGAUUACGACGACAAGAGUCCAAGUAUCUUUUCCUUGGCUCCCAGAUACCAAGGGGAACGAAUCAUUGACAUGUCUGAAGUUACUUCCAACAAGCGCUUCAGGCUGACUCCAAGUACCAAGUCCAUUUUCUUGCCGCUCGAUCUUUAG
Messenger RNA from Cylindrotheca closterium, 465 nucleotides. NCBI's taxonomy places the organism in Eukaryota, Bacillariophyta, Bacillariophyceae, Bacillariales, Bacillariaceae. The record is from the annotation of a GenBank genome assembly.